Staurois parvus is the source of this 272-nucleotide messenger RNA. The record is from the annotation of a GenBank genome assembly. Lineage: Eukaryota; Metazoa; Chordata; Amphibia; Anura; Ranidae.
AAAUAGGGUGUGUCCAUCAGUGUGCUCCCUUACAUUAGGUGUCCCCAUCACAGUGCCACCUUACACUGGUAUUCCUGUCAGAGUGCCCCCUUACACUCAAUGUACCUCUUUCUAUUAUAUUUCCCCAUAUGUGCUCCGUUACAUCAUAUGCCCCAUCAGAGUGCCCCUUCCCAUCACAUGUGCCCAUCAGAAUGCCUCUUUCCACAUUAUGUGCCCAUGUGUGUUCCCUUAACAUAAAUUGGGCCCGUCAGAGUGCCCCUGAACAUAAAAUA